This is a messenger RNA of Aphanomyces astaci, 856 nucleotides long. RefSeq lists its product as hypothetical. The transcript has a single exon. NCBI's taxonomy places the organism in Eukaryota, Oomycota, Saprolegniomycetes, Saprolegniales, Verrucalvaceae. The coding region runs from base 96 to 449 and encodes 117 amino acids. The record is from RefSeq and is a predicted model, not a curated record.
UGAAGUAAGAACUAAGCCGAUCGUGUAGCAUUGCGAUUAUAGGCAUCAGCUCCAUCGAGUUCGUUCUAAUAUGACCAUUUCCCGCAGUCUCCUGGAUGUACAAGUCUGGAUUGAAGGUAACAUGCGACACAUGGUUGUACACUUCAAAGUCGACGGAGGCCACGGGUAUACCAAGGGCCUUGGCUGUGGCUGCGGCGUACUCGACAUGGCUCGCGGGGACGAUGGGAUCUGCCGACGAGUACGAGAACAGCUUGGGCACCGCUGCAUCGUGUUGGAUGAGGCGCUUAAAGUUGACAUCAAGCGGAUGCCAGCGGCCGACGAGCGAGAUGGCGACAAACUCAUACACACGCAGGAACGGCCGUCACGAUAGCGCGAACGCAAUGUCGGACGACGCGUACUCAGGUAGUUUCGUGGGAGUUGAGUCCAGAACCAUCGCUGGAACCGUAUAGGCCACCCUGUGCUUAGUCACGUGGUGCUGGAAGCAUACCCACGACCGAGCGCCGUCGUUGGACAAGAUGUGCGGCACGAUCGCCAUGCUCGUGUCUGUCGAUAGCCACGCGGUGAACUUGGCAAAGCUGGCCUCGUGCACCAAGUCGGGCGAGUAGAAGAAGUAGUCCGAGGGUUGGGCCAGAAGGGUGAACGUGUCGAGUCCUAUGGCGCGGUAGAUGGCCGUGUACUUGUCCACGUUGCGAGUCUUUGCCGCCAUCCACCUGUAGAGCACCACCACCCUCUUGGACAUGAUGGGUGCAACUGUGGUGCAUAUAUUUGCCGUGUUUUGUCAGCAGUCCUAAGAUUUGACCCAAAUUCGUUCUGGAAAUUGGUGAACGUUUGAAAAAUGUGGAAAUUGUGUACCUCC